Messenger RNA from Asparagus officinalis (garden asparagus), 390 nucleotides. RefSeq lists its product as uncharacterized. The coding region runs from base 1 to 390 and encodes 129 amino acids. The record is from RefSeq and is a predicted model, not a curated record. The transcript is spliced from 4 exons. Lineage: Eukaryota; Viridiplantae; Streptophyta; Magnoliopsida; Asparagales; Asparagaceae.
AUGUAUAUUGGCCAGUUUAGGAUUGUUGAGUGCAUUGGAGCCAUUUUGUAUCGGCUAGAUCUUCCAGUAUCGAUGUCGAGUAUACACGACAUUUUUAAUGUUUUGAUGCUUAAUAAGUGUUUACACAACGAGGUUCGCAUUCUUGCCAAGAAGGACAAAAGACUUAGAAACAAAGUGAUACAUUUAGUUAAAGUUCAAUGGAAUCGGAAAGAAGCUGAUGAAGCUUCUUGGGAGUGUGAAGAGGAUAUACAUCGUGACUACCCUCACCUACUUGAGCAGGCCCUAAGCAAGAUCGCAUGCAAUCGUCUCCAUAAGGAGCUCGUCGAGUGGCAGGUCAAUCCCACCACCGGAUACAAGCACAAGAUAAAAGAUGAAGAACUUUUCGUGUGA